Molecule: messenger RNA, 4568 nt
Organism: Tupaia belangeri chinensis (Chinese tree shrew)
Lineage: Eukaryota; Metazoa; Chordata; Mammalia; Scandentia; Tupaiidae
Gene: NCAPD3
Product: non-SMC condensin II complex subunit D3
Exons: 35
Coding region: 101-4546 (1481 amino acids)
Biological process (GO): meiotic chromosome condensation; mitotic chromosome condensation
Cellular component (GO): condensin complex; condensed chromosome, centromeric region
Molecular function (GO): histone binding
Source: RefSeq, a predicted model, not a curated record
UUGUGAUUGGUCCGCAGGAACGCCUCGGAGCGCGCGCGCGCGCGGGAGCGAGCUUUAAAAGUUGAGCACGGCGGCGGCGAGCCGGUGUCUCCGGGUCGGGAUGGAGCUGCGGGGCCUCUCGAGCGGCCUGCAUCCUUGGUGCCCGCUGGAUCUUAACCUCGAAUGGGUGGACACAGUGUGGGAACUGGACUUCACAGAGACAGAGCCUUUGGAUCCCAGCAUAGAAGCAGAGAUCUUAGAGAAUGGACUGAACACAUUCACAAAACUCUAUGAAAGUCUUUUCCCCUUUGCUACUGAAGAACAUGGAUCUGUGGAGAGCGUCUGGACCUUCCUCAUCGAGAACAGCAUCUCCCACCGGACACUGGUGGCGCUCUUCUACCACUUCAUCCAGGCGGCCCUUGGGAAGGGCGCCAGCGCGCAGUGCCGCGAGUACGGCCUUCACGCUGCCGGGCUGUAUUUCUUGCUGCUGGAGGUCCCAGGCAGCAUAGCCAACCAGGUGUUCCACCCGGUGAUGUUUGACAAGUGCAUUCAGAUACUGAAGAAGAGCUGGCCUCAGGAAUGGACCCUCAGUCGGAAAAGAAAGAAGGACCAACCUUUGAGCUCUCAGGGUAACCCACGGGGGACUAGGAAAAGAGGAAGGCCGCCCAGGAAAGAGGACGUUGAGAUGGAUGAGAUUGUAGAAGAUGAAGAGAACAUCUGUUUUUCUACCCUGGACCUUUCUCAAAUUCGAAAUGCCGUCUUUCACCUUUUGAAGAAUUUUUUAAGGCUUCUUCCCAAGUUUUCCCUGAAAGAAAAGCCGCAGUGUGUACAGAAUUGUAUAGAGGUCUUUGUUGCCUUAACUAGCUUCGAGCCAGUACUUCAUGAAUUCCAUGUUACCCAAGCCAGAAACCUUGACCACGUGAAGUCCAUACCAGAGCUGGCUUAUCACGGGUUAUAUCUGCUGUGCUCCCCGCUUCAUGGAGAAGGAUCCAAGGUGGUCAGUGGUGUUUUCCAUCAAAUGUUAAACGUGAUUUUGAUGCUGGAAGUGGGCGAGGGAGCCCACCGGGCCCCCCUGGCCAUUACCUCCCAAGUCCUGAACCGCAGGAACCAGGCCGUGCAGUUCAUCAGCUCCCUGGUGGACGAGCUGCAGGACAGCGUGUUCCCAGCCCUUCACGUCUUACUGCAGCACAUCUGUGCCAAGGUGGUUGAUAAAUCAGAAUACCGGACCCCCGCCGCCCAGUCCCUGGUGCAGCUGCUCGGCAAGCUUCCUUGUGUGCAGUACGCCGCGUUCAUCGCCUGGUUUUACAGAUACUCCCGGAGUCCCAAGAUCCCACACCGGAUUUUCACUCUCGAUGUGGUCUUAGCUCUGUUAGAGCUGCCUGAGAGGGAGACGGACAGCGCUGUCUCCCCGGAGCACCAGAAGUUCCUAAAGCACAAGUUCUUGGUGCAGGAGAUCAUGUUCGACCGGUGCUCAGACAAGGCGCCCACUGUGCGCAGCAAAGCGCUGUCCAGCUUUGCGCUUUGCCUGGAGUCGUCUGUCAGUAAGGCGUCGGAGAGCAUCCUGGAGCUCCUUUCCAGCGGUACUACCGUUUCAGGAAUACAAAUUCAGCCUAGUACCUCAGUGAGAAGUUCCUCCGUUUUUUUCCAUCAGAAGCAGACACUCAAUCCUUUAGAGCCUUCGGUGGAGAUGGACGUAGACAGCAAUGGGGACACAGGCGGCUCUGGGGCAGAAAGGUGUGUCUUGUCAAUGCUGAGGAUGAGGGUCAGGGAUGAGAAGACCAACGUCAGGAAGUCUGCGAUCCAGGUGCUGGUGAGCAUCUUGAAGCACUGUGACAUCUCGGGCAUGAAGGAAGACCUGGCGGUGCUGCAGGACGAGUGCCGGGACCCUGCCGUGUCUGUCCGGAAGCAGGCCCUGCAGUCCCUAACUGAACUUCUCACGGCCCAGCCUAGAUGUGCCCAGGUCCAGAAGGCCUGGCUGGCAGGGGUCACCCCGGCGGUGAUGGACUCCGAGAACUCCGUGCAGGAGAAGGCCCUGGAGGUCCUCGAUCAGCUCCUGCUGCAGAACGUCAAGCACAGCAGGGCGUUCCACAGCGCGGACGACGGCCAGGUGCUCGCCUGGGCGCUGCUGACCCUCCUCAACACGGAAAGCCAGGAGCUCAGCCGCUACUUAAAUAAGGCUUUUCAUAUCUGGUCCAAGACAGAGAAAUUCUCCUGCGCUUUCGUCAGCAAUGUGAUGUCUCACACUGGUACAGAGCGCUCUGCACCCGCCUGGAUGCUGCUCGCCAAGGUCUCCAGCUCCUCCCCCAGGCUGGGCUACGGCGACGUCAUAAAGUCCUGGGAGACCAUCAGCAGACAGCAGGACCCCAAUCCAAACACCCUCAGGCACAUCCUGUGUGUGCUUGGGCACAUCGCAAAGCACCUUCCGCAGAGCACGCGGGACAAGGUGGCCGGUGUUAUCAAACAGAAGCUGAAUGGAUUCCAGUGGUCCUUAGAGUUGAUCAGCUCCGCUGUUGAUACCCUGCAAAGUCUUUGUAGAGCAUCUGCAGAGACACUGAAGGAGGAACAGGGGCUCCUGAGUGAGGCGUGUGGGGAUGUGCUGUCCACCUGCGAGCUCCAACUCUCCAGCAUCCUUCUUAACGAGGACGGCGCAGGGAACAUGGACGAAGACCUGGUGGUAAAGUACCUUUUCACCUUAGGCGAUGUGGCUCAGCUAUGUCCAGCCAGGGUGGAGAAGCGAGUCUUCCUCCUGGUCCAGUCCAUUCUGGCCUCCGCAGCCGGCGUAAAUCCUGUGCCAGCGUCUUCAGAGGGCAGCGAGGCCCCAGCCCCUCGGCCACCCUUCCAGGCCCGGGAGUCUGCCAUGCCGUCUGUAAUCAGAGCACACGCCAUCAUCACCUUAGGUAAGCUGUGCUUACAGCAUGAGGACCUGGCGAAGCAGAGCAUCCCGGCCCUGGUGCGGGAGCUGGAGGCCUGCGAGGAGGGGGCCGUGCGCAACAACGUGGUGGUCGUGCUGUGCGACCUCUGCAUCCGCUACACCGUCAUGGUGGACAAGUACAUCCCCAACAUCGCCACGUGCCUGAAGGACUCGGACCCGUUCAUCAGGAAGCAGACGCUCACCCUGCUCACCAAUCUCUUGCAGGAAGAAUUCGUGAAAUGGAAGGGCUCUUUGUUCUUCCGGUUUGUCAGUACUCUGAUCGAUUCGCACCCAGACAUCGCCAGCUUCGGGAAGUUCUGCCUGGCCUUCCUGCUGCUGAAGAGGAGCCCCGCGCUGUUCUUCCAGCACUUCAUCGAGUGCAUCUUCCACUUCAACAGCUACGAGAAGCACGAGAAGUACAACAAGUUCCCGCAGUCGGAGAGAGAGAAGCGGCUGUUUUCCCUCGAGGGAAAGUCAAACAAGGAGAAACGAAUGAAGAUCUACAAGUUUCUGCUAGAGCACUUCACAGACGAGCAGCGAUUCAACAUCACCUCCAAGAUCUGCCUUAAUAUCCUGGCGUGCUUCGCCGACGGCGUUCUGCCCCUGGACAUGGAGGCCAGUGAGCUGCUCUCAGAUACCUUCGAGAUCCUCAGCUCCAAGGAGAUCAAGCUCUUGGCCAUGAGAUCAAGACCAGACGAGGACCUCCUUGUGGAAGACGAUGACAUGGCGUUGGCCAAUGCAGUCAGGCAGGAAGCCCAGAAGAAGCUCAUCUCGCACGUGCAGAAGAGGAACUUCAUAGAGAACAUUAUUCCAAUCAUCAUCUCCCUGAAGACCGUGCUCGAGAAGAGUAAAAUCCCGGCCCUGCGGGAGCUCAUGAACUACCUGAAGGAGGUGAUGCAGGAUUACCGGGAUGAAGUCAAGGAUUUCUUCGCGGUCGACAGACAGCUGGCAGCGGAGCUGGAGUAUGACAUGAAGAAGUACGAUGAGCAGCUGGCCCAGGAGCAGGAGCGGGCGCAGCGCGCGGAGGCUGCUCCAGGGUUAGAAACCAUGCCGGCUCCUGCUAGCCAAGAGAAUCCCACCACAUCCCACGUGGCCAGCCAGCCCUCGACACCCGGGGCGAGCGCUGGCCACGCCCCGACUUUGCCUCCUACCCCUGAGACGGGGUCGCAGAAGAGGUUCAUGCCCAAAGCCAGGCCCAUGUCCCUGAGCACCGCCGCCAUCCUCAACUCCGUCAAGAAAGCCGUGGAGUCAAAAAGCAGGCAGAAGAGCCGCAGCUCAGGCGUGCUGCCCUUCACGCUGAGCUCGGGAAGCCCCGAGAAAAUGGGUGGUCACGCAUCUUCAUACAGUUCGGACCAAGAGUCUAACGGAUCCAUCAACCUCGUAACGAAACGAGCCAUCAGCACCCCCAAGAACACCAUCGCAGACGUCACGUUUGGAGCAGGGGUCAGCUACAUAGGGACACCGCACGCUGCUCGGCCGGUCAGAGAGAAAACGGGAGCCCAGAGUGAAGGAAACGACAUUUUAUGCUUAUCGUUGCCCGAUAAACCACCCCCCCAGCCGAAGCCAUGGAACGUGAAGUCCCCGGUUAGGAGCGAAGGCAACACAGCCUCCAGCAGGCGGUCCCUCCGAAAGGCCCCCCUGAAAACAGCCAACUGAGAUGCUGCCUUCCAGCACCGAG